AUGAGCGUCAACCACACACCAGCAUGCCCCCGGUCCCCAACCGAGCCCGAUGAGCCGUACAGUAUUUUCGACAUCUGCCAGAAACGCAUCAUCAUAUUCAUCGUCUCAGCAGCAGCUACUUUCUCCGGCUUCGCCUCCAACAUCUACUUCCCGGCACUCCCCACCAUCGCCGACGACCUCAACGUAUCUGUCGAGCUGGUCAACCUGACAGUCACCACGUACCUCGUCUUCCAAGCCCUGGCGCCAAGCCUCUGGGGCCCCGUCUCCGACGUCAAGGGCCGCCGCGUCGCCUACUGCUGCACCUUCGCCGUCUUCCUCGGCGCAUGCAUCGGCCUCGCCGAGGCGCGGAACUACGCCACGCUCAUCACCUUGCGAUGUCUCCAAAGCGCCGGGAGCGCCAGCACGAUCGCCAUCGGCUCGGGCGUCAUCGGCGACAUCACAACCCGCGAAGAGCGGGGUGGGUACAUGGGCGUCUUCCAGGCCGGCUUGCUCGUUCCCGUGGCCGUCGGUCCGGUCAUCGGGGGCGCGCUGGCCGGGACCCUUGGAUGGCGGAGUAUUUUUUGGUUCCUCGCCAUCUACUGCGGCGUGUUUCUCGUGUUUCUCGUGUUCUUGCUUCCCGAGACGCUCAGGUCCACCGUUGCCAAUGGCGCGAGGGUUCCUCCAAGCUGGUUUGCGAAACACCCCCUGUUCCUAUAUCAGAGAACCACCAAGGUCAAGUGGAUAUCCAGAGGCAUAUCUCUACCACCACCAAAGAAAGUCGACGUAACGGGACCGAUACGCAUUCUCUUCGAAAAACGCGCAGCCCCUAUCAUGCUCUUCCUCGCGGUAUACUACGCCGUGUGGCAGAUGAGCAUCACCGCCAUGUCAAGCCUCUUCAAGUCGCGGUACGACCUCUCCGACACCCACAUUGGCUUGACCUUCAUCGCAAACGGCGGGGGCUCCAUGAUCGGCACCCUCGUCACAGGAAGAUUACUCGACAUCGACUACCGCAGAGUAAAAGCAAGGCACGAUGCAGCCAACGAGACGGGUGACGCUGCUGUCACCUCCCUCACAGCCCCGGAAUUCCCCAUCGAGAGGGCCCGCCUCCGCCUCAUCCCCGUAUUCUCCCUUCUACAAUGCCUCUCCAUCGUCGUGUUCGGCUGGACGAUCCACUUCCCCCGCCACGUGCCCAUUGCCGUGCCCAUCGCAUCGACCUUUGUCACCGGCUGGACCGCCGUCUCGACGCAGUCCCUCGUCAUGACGUACCUCAUCGACGUGUUCCCCGACCGCAGCGCCGCCGCGAGCGCCAGCCUCAACCUCGCACGAUGCCUGCUAGCGGCGGGUGGCACGAGCUUCGUGAUGCCUAUGGUGAACGCUAUCGGAGUCGGCUGGGCGUUCACCGUCUGUGUUGCUGCGCAGGUGGUGGCCCUGAUAGGCGCGGUCGUGCAGUGGAAGUAUGCUGAGAAAUGGAGGCGCGAGAUACGGAGUGGAUGA
Molecule: messenger RNA, 1473 nt
Organism: Colletotrichum higginsianum IMI 349063
Lineage: Eukaryota; Fungi; Ascomycota; Sordariomycetes; Glomerellales; Glomerellaceae
Product: Major facilitator superfamily transporter
Exons: 2
Coding region: 1-1473 (490 amino acids)
Biological process (GO): transmembrane transport
Molecular function (GO): transmembrane transporter activity
Source: RefSeq, a predicted model, not a curated record